Molecule: messenger RNA, 437 nt
Organism: Colius striatus (speckled mousebird)
Lineage: Eukaryota; Metazoa; Chordata; Aves; Coliiformes; Coliidae
Gene: SLIRP
Product: SRA stem-loop interacting RNA binding protein
Exons: 4
Coding region: 56-376 (106 amino acids)
Molecular function (GO): RNA binding
Source: RefSeq, a predicted model, not a curated record
GGGGCGCCGCGCACUGCCGGGGCGGGGCCGCCCGCCCUCAGCCGCAGCUCCCAACAUGGCGGCGGCCGGCGCGGCGCGGGCGGUUGGACGCCGCUCCAGGGCGAUCUUCGACAUCUUCGUGGCCGAGGUUCCCUGGACGGUAUCGAGCAAGGAGCUGAAGGAGUACUUCUCCCAGUUCGGGUCCGUGCAGAGGUGCCAGCUGCCGUUUAACAAAGACACCGGCUUUCACAAACGGUACUGCUGGAUUAAAUUCUCCAGUCCAGAAGACGCUCAGAAUGUGUUUCAGAAGGACUCCCACAUACUUGAAGGUGCCAAGCUCUCUCUUAAACAACACCACCCGAGAAGACGCAGUCAAAGAAGGAAGCAAAGUGAGUGAUGGGAGGAGGCUUUAUUUGACUACAUGGAAAUAAACUAAAAUAAAGAUUACUGACAAACUA